This is a messenger RNA of Cavia porcellus (domestic guinea pig), 2806 nucleotides long. It is a transcript of the gene Angptl5, whose product is annotated as angiopoietin like 5. The record is from RefSeq and is a predicted model, not a curated record. The transcript has 9 exons. Bases 1099 to 2265 code for a protein of 388 amino acids. Lineage: Eukaryota; Metazoa; Chordata; Mammalia; Rodentia; Caviidae.
UGGAAGCUUGAAGAAAACAUGAACAGAGAGGUGAAGCUCUGUAUAUACCUGUUUUCUUCAGUGGAUCUGUAUCCCUAGAACCUAAAAUACAGCUUACAAAGAACAUACACUGAGUAGAAAUUGUUUGAUGGUUUGCUGUCAAAAUCGCAACAGAACAUAAAAACUAUCCCAGAAGCUGGAGACAAAGGGAUAAGAAAACCAGGACCGAAUGGGGCUGGAGUAUAAGGGUUAAGAUGAUUAUGCUGCAGCACCACGGCCAACCAAAUUCCUCUGAGAAUACAAAGGUUACAUUUUAAGGAUUGUAAUAUGGUUUGAAAGAAAAAAAAAAUAUGCUCCAUAUAUUCUGAAAACAAAAUUCUUUCACUCAAUUUUCUACAGUGUUACCAACAGCAGCAACAUCAAAAGUGGGUUCAACUGAUUCCCAGGGAAAAAUCAGAAACAAUCCAGACCGUGAAAGUUCAUUUCGGUCUCUGCUAUCCCUCUGACAACUGACUGGGUAGAGACGGAAAACAAAACAAAUGACCAAAUUGUGGUAGCUCUGGUAAAUGCAUCAGGGAUGCACUAGAUUGACGGUUAAAACAGAUCUCCAGACUAGCAAAACAUUUUAUUUUUUGUACGAUUUCUCUAAGGAGACAUGAUUAAUCAAAAAAUGGCAAAUAUACAAGAACAUAAUGGCAUAAUUCUAGGAGGCAAAACAUCUCCCUCACAGAAUACACAUUCAUUUUAAAACCUACAAAAAUUUUACAACGAAGUUGAAGACUAGGGGUAGGGACAACAGAGUGGCAGGGGAAGGAGCCACAGGAUGAAGCGGUAUGAUUUUAGGGACACGGAAAAAAUGACAGCUGCUAAAGCAAAAUACUCGCAUCAAGAUGACUUGCUAGUUUGGACCACGUUGCGUUAGCGACAAUGAAAAUCUAACGGAAAAAACAAAACAAAACAGAACAGACAAGCCCCACUUCGAAGCCCACCGCCACCCGGCGGCGGCCUCAGACUGGGAAGGAUACAGAAAAUUUUAACUGAAGACUCGGUGCCCUGGAGUUUUCUCUACAGACAGCAGACUGAUAUUUGAAGAAGUGUUCUCAUUUAUUGGAGAAAAAUAUGAUGAAUCCAUCCCAAGUAUCCCUCUUGUUUUUAAAUGUAUGUAUUUUUAUUUGUGGAGAAGCUGUACUAGGUAACUGUGUUCAUCAUUCUACGGAUUCUCCAGCAGUUAAUAUUGUAGGUGAUGUAUCUAGUGCAAAAGAUGAAAGUCAAAGUAAUGAUACUGUUUAUAAGGAAGACUGUGAAGAACCAUGUGAUGUUAAAAUUAAAGUUACACGAGAAGAAAGACAUUCAAUGUGUAGAAAUCUACAAAAUUCUAUUGUUACCUACACACGAAGUACCAAAAAACUACUAAGAAAUAUGAUGGAUGAACAACAAGCAUCCCUAGAUUAUUUAUCUAAUCAGGUUAAUGAGCUCAUGAAUCGAAUUCUCCUUUUGACUACAGAAGUCUUCAGGAAACAGUUGGAUCCUUUUCCUUACAGAACAGUUCAGUCACAUGGUUUAGACUGCACUGAUAUUAAAGAUACCAUUGGUUCAGUCACCAAGACACCAAGUGGUUUAUAUAUAAUUUAUCCAGAAGGCUCUAGUUACCCAUUUGAGGUUAUGUGUGACAUGGAUCACAGAGGAGGUGGAUGGACUGUGAUACAGAAAAGAAUGGACGGGAUAAUUGAUUUCCAGAGGUUGUGGUGUGAUUAUCUGGAUGGAUUUGGUGACCUUUUAGGAGAAUUUUGGCUAGGACUAAAAAAGAUUUUUUAUAUAGUAAAUCAGAAAAACACCAGUUUUAUGCUGUAUGUGGCUUUGGAAUCAGAAGAUAACACAUUUGCUUAUGCUUCAUAUGAUACUUUUCGGCUAGAGGAUGAAACAAAAUUUUUUAAACUGCACUUGGGGCGGUAUUCAGGAAAUGCUGGUGAUGCAUUCCGAGGCCUCAGGAAAGAAGAUAAUCAAAAUGCAAUGCCUUUCAGCACAUCAGAUGUUGACAAUGAUGGGUGCCGUCCUGUGUGCCUCAUCAAUGGUCAAUCUGUGAAGAGCUGCAGUCACCUCAGGAACAAUACGGGUUGGUGGUUCAACCAGUGUGGCCUAGCAAACCUAAAUGGCAUCCAUCACUUCCCUGGAAAAUUGCUUGCCAGUGGAAUUCAGUGGGGCACAUGGGCCAAAAAUAAGUCACCCAUCAAGAUUAAAUCUGUCUCCAUGAAAAUCAGAAGAACUUACAAUCCAUACUUUAAAUAAUCACACUUUAAAUUGUGCAAGUCCUACAAUUAUUUUUGACAAUAUGUUUAAGAUUUUGCAUAGUUUCCUCUCUUUACUAUGGAUUCUAGUACAUUAGCUAAAAUUUUAUUGUAGAUGACAUUUUGGUAUUAUAGAUUUAAUUAAAAAAUUUCAAUUUUGUAGCAUUUUAUAAAAAAUCAUGUCAUAGUAUGUUUUUGCUACUUGCAAAAUUAAUAAAAUGAAAUACAAUCUAUUUUGAAUGAAUUACAACUUGUAAUCCUGAAAUUUACAUUACUUUUAAGGGACUUUGCCUUCUCUUUGAAGCAUAUAAACCAAGAUGUCAGAAAAAUUCAGGAGAGUAUUUUACUUAUUACUAUAUUCAUUUUAUAUAAUUAAUUAUAUAAUCUAUAGAUACUUUAUACUGAAUAAAAUUAGAAGGAAUAACUUAAUCAGAUUAAUAUAUAAGUUUCACAUGUUUAAAUCCUUAUUAUUUUGAGCUUAUGCCAUCUAUUUUACAAGUAAUGUGCUUACUUCCAAAAUAAAGUCUUUUGUUGCUUUCAUA